UGGCUGAUUCUGUGCGCGGGCGCCAGCUGAUUGGCUGUCUGUCUGUGUGAGGAAACGGGAAGCUGUGUGGUUCUUCGUGCGUUAGUGAUUUAAGAUUAACGCGAUAGUGACGAAGCGCUGCUUUAUCUGUGUGGUGUUUUAUUGUUCACAGGAACAGCCUGGAACAUGGGGUGCUUUUUCUCUAAAAAGUCCAGGAGAAAAUCUCCGGAUAAAGACCUCUCAUUGUCGCCCGACAACACCAGCGGUAACCAAGAGGAACCUAAACAGUACAGCUGGGACAAGAGGGACAAGGUCGAUCCGAAAGACUUCACGCUUUCUGGUUUGAAGGACACGACCGUGGGACGUCUGCCCGGGAAACUGAACGGUCAGCAGUUUGUUAUCCAAGACUGCGAGAACUGCAACAUCUAUGUGUUUGACCAUUCGGCUGCGGUCACCAUCGACGACUGUGUCAACUGCCGUGUGGUGCUCGGCCCCGUCAAAGGCAGCGUCUUCUUCCGGGACUGCAGGGACGUUAAGUGCGUGGUGGCAUGCCAACAGUUUCGAACCAGGGACUGCAAGAAAAUGGAUGUGUUUCUGUGCUGCGCCACGCAGCCCAUCAUCGAGUCUUCUACAGGGAUGAAGUUCGGCUGUUUUCAGUACUAUUACCCCGAGCUGGCCUUCCACUUCAAGGACGCAGGGCUGAGCAUCUUCAACAAUAACUGGAGCAACCUACACGACUUCACACCCGUUUCAGGAGAGAACAACUGGAGUCUAAUGGCGGAGGAUGUUGACGUGUUGGAGUACGUUCCUUUACCUGAUCCCGAGUCUGAGUUUAAAAGCGUCCGCGUGUCCACUGAUAAGAACCGCAGCAUCGUCCCACUGACCAAAGGAGGGAGGAGAAAGGAGAGCGAGGAGUCCUGUCUGUUCGUCUUCUUCGCUGGAGAUUACACCACGGCCAACGCUCGCAAGCUCAUCGAUGAGGUGACCUCCAAGGGUUUCGUCCUCGUCCAGACCAAAGAGGUGUCCAUGCGUCCUGAAGACGUGAACAGAGUUUUCCAGAACAGUGCAGAGGAGCUGACAGAGUGGACGGCGAAAGGUCCCGUGGUGGCUCUGGAGCUGAAUGGAGACGGCGUGGUUGAAGCCUGCAGGAUCAUCGCUAAUGAGGUGUUCAGUGGAACAAAGGUGUUUGUUUCUGAGAACAAAAACUCAGCCUCGCAGGACGUCGAUAACUUCUUCAACUUUGCUGACAUGCAGAUGGGACUGUGAACAAAAGGAGAUGAAUUUCGUUUAAUGUUUUUUUUAAUCGAGACGUUUUUCUAUGUUCAGUGUUUCUCCAACUAGACGUGAACCAGAGUUCAUAACCUGGUUGUGAAAACGGUGAAGCGAGUGCAGAGUUCGCUCGCACAUCUCACUCGUGUUUUAGAGUCGGUUUAAACCUGUGGUUCUCAGUUGUGGAGUCGGGGAGAAAGCCCUAGAGGUCAGGAGGUUCCACUAGGAGGAAGCCACCGUUAUUAGAGUUCUUUUGGAGUGUUCGUAGUUAUAAAUGCAGAAAAAAACGCUAACUUUAAUAACUCCGGAUACUCUUGGUCAGAUUUAGGAGUCUAAAUCAGAUUGUUUUGACUUUAUUUUUAGAUCACAUGAGCUUAAAGUGUCCUCAAACCCCUCAGCGAUGGGGGGGGGGGGGGGUGUCAGGGAGAAAUCACCUGAGCCAGAGCGAAACAAAUGACUCGUUAAUUCUUUAAAUAACUUGUUUGCGGCACCUUCGGAGUUUAUUUCCUUUUUUUAUGUUUAGCGCAGGAAGCCUGUUUGAUUCACUUAAGACAGGUGAGUCGAUUCGCUUACUGCUGAGUCGAUUCACUUACCGAAUCGAAUCGCUUUCUCACUGGAUUUCACGUGGAAGUGGACCGAGACCACGUGACUCAGACCAAGUUCGGAUCGGAGUCUGAUCUCCGUGAUGUGAAGGAAUCUGUGUGUGUGUGAAGGAAGCACACUGUAGUAACAGUAAACAGUUAUAUAUAUUUUAAAUAAUGAGUCUAAAUAUCUCCAUAUUCGAAUUUAAUAUAUGUAUUUUUUUAAACAUCAAACUGACUCCCCGACUACAAAACCUUUGACAACCCUUUGGUUUAAACAACUAUAUUUUAUUUUACCGUACUGCUGCUAAAUUGUACGUUUUUGCAGGUUCGAUAAUUCAAUGCUGUUUUUCCCCCAAAUUCUGUUUUAUUUCUCUCGCAUUUUUGAAAGAUUGUUCUUGUGAAAACCUUCGAGCGUCGCUGCUCCGUUGCACGGUUCGUCAUGCUGAAAAUAAUAUAAAGUUUAAGCCAGAUGUGUUUAUUUAUCUGUGAGUGCUGUCUGUAUAUACACUCGGUUUGGAAAUCAGAAAUCGUCCGACUUUUCACCACAGAAUCAUAAGGUUCUGCUUUCCUCUGCUGUUGAUGCUGAAUAUCUCUUUUAUUAGACUCUUUGUGUUUUUGUUUGGUUUUAAAUGACGACAAAUCAGUUGAGUUAUUUAAAGAAAUGAAAGAUUAUCUGAAGCUGAUGUGUUGCCAAUCAAAUGUACGAUCCUGAAUGUACCGCUCUGUGAAGCUGUCUCUUUAUAUGUCCGCUGUUUUUAUACAGAAAAAAAGAGAAAUGUUGCUCCUGUGACCAAACGAGUUUGUUUUGUACAGAUGAGGAAAAAAAACACGUAAUAUUUUAGCGUACUUUUGUAUGAUUUAUUUGUUCUUAUUUGUAUGAGGUAGUUUUGUAGAAAUGAUUGUACACUGAUUUAUUAAUAUAUAUUUCUUCUGUAAA
Molecule: messenger RNA, 2769 nt
Organism: Tachysurus vachellii
Lineage: Eukaryota; Metazoa; Chordata; Actinopteri; Siluriformes; Bagridae
Gene: rp2
Product: RP2 activator of ARL3 GTPase
Exons: 5
Coding region: 166-1245 (359 amino acids)
Biological process (GO): post-Golgi vesicle-mediated transport
Cellular component (GO): periciliary membrane compartment; cilium
Molecular function (GO): GTPase activator activity
Source: RefSeq, a predicted model, not a curated record